CGUAUUUGCUUACUUUCGUCACUUUUUUUGCCAAAAAAAAAGAAGGAAAAUGCCAAAAGCUAAGCGGUUUGCUGUUUAUGAGAGUAUUCACGAUGACGUGGCCAAUAUUUCAAUAGUUUUCGAUGAAGAUAUUAUUUAUUUGACAUCGACGGCAGGUGGUCCGGUAACCAUUCAAAGAGCCGGGAACGUCGUUUCAAGACAUGAAAAUGAUAUUCAUCAUGUAGCAUCAGAACUUUGCGGAGAAUUUUUCGAAAACGGUCGGCUCAACGCCGAAACCAUCGAGCUCGACAAAACGAGCAUCCCAAUUCCAAAAUCACUGCUCAAAAUCCAUUGCAACAAAUUUCUUGCCACUUUUCUCGGCGGUCAACGUGCCAUCGCGUGGCUGGAACUGAUCGAGGGACAUGUGGAAGUUCUCAAUAUUUGUGAGACCUAUGACGUCAUCGGUUUGGGAAAUUUGGAGCAGAUCAGCCGAGUCGGAAAGCAAUUGAUUCUGUGUAGCUCUGACGUUACUGAUGAAAAUUUGCAAAAUUUGAGCUCAAAAUUGGAAACUUUGGUGUUGAAUUCGCCAACGAUCACCGAGAACGGUGUGAAAAUUCUGCUGCCGAAUUGGCUCGAACAAUAUUCCAAAACCGGAAAUGUCUUUGAAAUUCGCUUCAAGGCCUCCUCAACAAAUUUCGAAAAGAUGGAAAUGUUCGAAAAUCUGAAAAACGCUGAAAUCACGUGGCAACGAGAAUACGAGUAUCAAAUGAAAUAUACACAAAAAACCGGGCAAACAUGGAAUUUCAAUGGCUAUUAUUUUAUUACCGGCGACUGGCAUUUGCUGAAAAUUUGGACUUGAACAAUGAUUUUAUAAAACAAUAUUUCUGUU
Molecule: messenger RNA, 868 nt
Organism: Caenorhabditis elegans
Lineage: Eukaryota; Metazoa; Nematoda; Chromadorea; Rhabditida; Rhabditidae
Gene: Y71G12B.32
Product: FBA_2 domain-containing protein
Exons: 5
Coding region: 50-838 (262 amino acids)
Source: RefSeq, marked reviewed